This is a messenger RNA of Oldenlandia corymbosa var. corymbosa, 3475 nucleotides long. NCBI's taxonomy places the organism in Eukaryota, Viridiplantae, Streptophyta, Magnoliopsida, Gentianales, Rubiaceae. The record is from the annotation of a GenBank genome assembly.
CCCACCUCCUCACCAUAUCUUUUCUUUACAUUUUCUACACACUUCACCAAUAUCACAAACAUAAAUAUCCUGCUCUGCUUUUUUUUUUUUUACUAAAUAAUAUUCUUCGAUUCUCUCCACCAUUUCCUCAGAUUUUGCCACUCUCCAAACACGAAUUCAAAAGAUUUCCAUUUAGCUCUUUUUCCACAGCCGCUCGCUCUCUCAAACAACAAUUCUUUCGGUUCCUUUCUCAGUAGAUAAAAGAUUUUCAGAUAGAUAGAUAGAUUGGUUGAUUCUGUUCCUGCAUGAAAUGGAGUUUUUUCUAACACACAAGAUAUUGGGUUUGAAUAGAGAUUCACAUUUCCUUCAAAUGGGUUCUUAAUUCUUUCUUGUUUUCUUUUUGUUUCCAUUUGGGUUUAUUCAUCACUACAGAACUGUGUAUCCCCUGUAUUAUUGUUUAGUUAUAAAAAAGAAAAGCAGGGGAAUAUACUGUAUAUCUCCAUAUCUAGAGAGCGAGCGGCUGGUUUUGUUUCAGGAUCUCUCUGUUGUUUUGUGGUGGUUUUUGCUAUUUAUAUGUGCUUAUUUUUUAUUUUUUUUUUGUCAAAUGGCAUCACCAAGAAACAGUGGGAAAUCAAAGAAAAUCACUCAGAACUCAGCUCAGAUGGAAUGGAGUGGAGAUAAUAAUAGUGGUCUUCAACAACAACAAGGCCGGGGAUUUGAUCUUGGCUUAGAAGAAAGGCAACAACAACAACAACACCAAUGGAAGCCAGUUUUUGAUGAUGCUUCCAUGGAUAAUAAUAAUAGGCCUUUCAAAAAGGUCAAAAGCCCUGAAAGAUUACACCCUUUUCUUCAACAAUUGGCUUCUUUAGAUCGUCAACAACAAACUCCUUCUGUUGGUAAUACCAAUCCAUUAGCUUCUUCUUCUUCUUCAACUUCUUCAUCAUCAAGGCAUGUUUUUCCAUUUGCCUUUGAUGGAUCCCAACAGUCUAUGGAAAGUUUGUGGCAAUUAAGAUCACAUUCACAAACAUACGACAAUCAAAACCAACAGGUACAUAACCUCGGAGGAUCGACCUCAGUUCAUCCUCCUCUGCUUCGUCCACUUCAGCAGAAUGAACAACAGCAACAGAUGAUCUCUUUUGCUCCUCAAUGGUACCAAAACCCGAAUCAUCAGCAAGGUUUUGCAUUCCCGUCUUAUUUUGCAGGGGAUGCAGCAACAUCAUCCCCUUAUCAACAGCAGCAGCUUCUUCGGUAUUGGAGUGAUGCAUUGAAUUUAAGUCCAAGAGGAAGGAUGAUGAUGAUGAGCAGGUUGGGUCAAGGUCAGGAUACAAGGACACUAUUCCGGCCUCAGAUUCAGCCAAUUAAUACAACCAAGCUUUACAGGGGAGUUAGGCAGAGGCAUUGGGGGAAAUGGGUUGCUGAAAUUCGCCUUCCUCGAAACCGGACUCGCUUAUGGCUAGGCACAUUUGAUACAGCAGAAGAUGCUGCCAUGGCUUAUGAUCGCGAGGCGUUUAAGUUGAGAGGAGAGAAUGCAAGGCUCAAUUUCCCUGAACUCUUCCUUAACAAGGAUAAUGAUAAAAAAGAGGCACAACCCGGCGAAAGUUCGAUUUCCUCCGGCAUGGAUAAUAAGUCAGAAGAACCGGAUGAUCAAGCUCAACAAGGCCUUCAGGCUUCUAUCCCAGAACUCUCACCAGAAAUGCAUCAUCCACUGGCUGAUGAUAAUCAUCCUGGUGAGGAUUCUGGACUCGGGUCGAGCGAAGUGACGGUGGCUACUGAUGAAAUUCCACCAGCCCAGAUGGAGAAUUGCUGUGUUCAACAAUCAUCUGAAUUGGUUUGGGGUGAAAUGACUGAAGCUUGGUUCAACUCAAUACCAGCAGGUUGGGGUCCAGGUAGUCCUGUUUGGGAUGAUUUGGAUACCUCCAAUAAUCUCAUGUUACCACCUAAUCUUUCUUUUGGUAGUAGUUCUAGUACUAAUCUUCAUCAUCAUCUUCAUUCACAAAAUUAUCAUGAUUCUGAUCAUCCUCCCGCACACCUUGAUAGUGCAGCAUCCUCUUCCUCAAAUUCAUUUCCUCUGAAACCUUUCUUUUGGAAGGAUCAAGAUUGAAACUUUGAUUUUAGGUCCAUAUAGAUCAGUAGCAGUUGAGCACUACAUUUGGUUUCACUUUUCUCCUCUCUUAAAACUCCUUGCAAGGGGAUAGCAAUUUUAGGCAAAUCCCUCUUCUUUUUUCCUUUCUUGGUUUUCCAUUUUGAACACAUUUUAAACUCAUUUAUGCCCUAAUAUUUCUUCAUUUUGACUUCCAUUUCUUCCUGUCUUCUUCUUUUCCACCACAAAUCCACAGGUUACUGACCUUUUUGCAGAACAAUCUGUGGUACUCUUUUUAACAUUUUGAGCCAUUCUGGCUACACUUUCCUCAUCUCACUAGUCCUCUUUCACCAGCCAUUAGCGCAGAAUUGGCUGCAUAUUUUAGGCCUGUAAUUCUGCAAUGGCAAAACCAUGAGUGCUUUGCUUUCUGUUCUGUAUAGGCCAGUUAGUAGUAAUUUAGUGGUAUGAUUUUGCUCAUGCUUUCGGUAUCUAGUUUAUUCAGCGUUAUCAAAAAUGGGGGGAGACUUUUUAAAUUCCCUCCUUUGAUUGUAUCUAUAUAUUCCAUGCCUCGCCAGAUUUUGAUGAGUGAGGAUGGAAAGUUUAUUAUGUACAAGUUUUUUCUUUUUUUUUAAUGUAAAUUGACUUUAGUUGUGUGCUAUGGCUUUAAUCAUACUCCAUCUGUCUCAUAAUUAUGGUCCAGUUUGAGUUUUCAUUUCUAGUUCAAAUUGUACUAAAAGUGAAAUCUCAAACUGGACAAUAAUUAUGGGACAGAGGGAGUAUUUUAUUUGCAGUUUAUGUUCUUCUCCUUUAAUCUCACUAUUUUAUUUUUAUUUUCCCUUUCUGAUGGCUUUCAUCUACCCAAACAACCUCUUUAAGUUAAUCUCGGAGUAAUGGCAUUGGCAAAAUGGAAGCUGCAAUUAGCUUGCCGCUUUGGUCAAGAUUAUCCUUAAAAUACAUAUAAAAAUUUGGUCAUGCAAAAUAAUAAUAACUCAACAAAGAAAACAUCUGCCAUAGUUGCAAAAGAAUAAUACUUCUUCCGUCUCACAAACUUAAUCUUACCGCUCUUAGGAUUCUUUUGUAUUUUUUUAGCUCAUUAGUUCAAUAAAAACUCUAUUUAUUUGAAGUAGUUAAUGUGCCUAUCUUUUUAUUUUCUUUUUUCGAAACGCAAUAAAUAAAUGACAAACUUGACCUAGAUUCACCAAAUUAAUUCAACUGUUAUGACCUUGAUUUCUACUAAAUAAUAAUGUCUAUACCAUGUACAAUCAUGCAGGCGUAGUAAACACUAGCAGGGCUUGUUGCUCAAGACUCAAGAGUCAAGUAAUCACUAUAGGGCAAACGCCUAAGGGUUGUAUUGUAGUUUGAAAUCAUUAUCCUAUGGUAGUUUUAUCUAAUCUUCCUUACAAAAUGAUACACAGU